Messenger RNA from Brassica napus (rape), 948 nucleotides. RefSeq names its product DNA repair protein XRCC4. Lineage: Eukaryota; Viridiplantae; Streptophyta; Magnoliopsida; Brassicales; Brassicaceae. The transcript is spliced from 4 exons. The record is from RefSeq and is a predicted model, not a curated record. Gene Ontology annotation, molecular function: ATP binding; DNA binding. Bases 102 to 728 code for a protein of 208 amino acids. Gene Ontology annotation, cellular component: DNA-dependent protein kinase-DNA ligase 4 complex; nucleus; DNA ligase IV complex. Gene Ontology annotation, biological process: response to X-ray; positive regulation of ligase activity; double-strand break repair via nonhomologous end joining.
CUCAGCCUCCAGAUAAGCAAAAGAGUAUGUUUUUGACUGAAACCAUCGUCGUCGCCUCGUUUGACUAGCCAAAAAAAAAAGAAGGAAAUCAGACGGUGGCGAUGGUUGAAUCAGAGAGAACGAAGCACACGUGUCUCAGACUCGUACUCUCGAGCACCGAUCCGAUAUUCGUCAAAGGCACUUGGCAUCCCUCUCGUUUCGAUAUCUCCAUCACCGAUGGCUCCUCCUCUUGGCUUUGCAACGCGACGGAGGAGGAGGUGGCGGAGCGGGCGGCGCAGUGGGACCAGCCGGUGUCGGAGUAUCUCCAGCUCGCCGAGCAGUACUUAGGGUUUCAGCAGCCUAACUCGAUCUACACCUUCUCCGACGCUCUUGAAGGAUCUAAACGGCUGUCUUGGACGUUUGAGAAGGAAGGGACUAAACUGGAGUGGAGGUGGAAAUGUAAACCAUCACAUGAGAACAAGAAGAUCACUGUUGGGAUCUUGGAUUUUCUUAUGGAGGCUAACAUAAGGCUAAGUGAAGAAGUUGUGAACAAGACAAGGUCCUUUGAGAAGAUGAAAAGUGAAGCUGAGAAAUGCCUAACCCAAGGUGAAAGACUGUGCAGUGAAAAAAUGGAGUUUGAGGAUGCAACUUACGCAAAGGCAUGUCUACUAUCCUGGAUCACCUUUUCUAAUUGCUUCUUCUUUUGGGAUAGACUAGUCUUUUGUGGAAAGGAUGUUGUCGUGUUUUAGCACUGAACUUAAGUCUUUUUUUGUCGAGGUAGUUCAUUUCUGUGUUAAAUGCAAAGAAGGCAAAACUCAGAGCACUAAGGGAUAAAGAAGUUUCAGGGAAAGAAGUUGCAGAAAUCUAGAAAAAUCAUGUUUUAGUGUUUUGCAUCAAAUCCCAAUUAUAGCCAUCAGUCCAUGUGAUGUAUCUUUGAUUGAGUAUAUUUAUAUAUGGUUAUUCGAAAGA